Rasamsonia emersonii CBS 393.64 is the source of this 1113-nucleotide messenger RNA. RefSeq lists its product as uncharacterized. The transcript has 3 exons. The record is from RefSeq and is a predicted model, not a curated record. Bases 1 to 1113 code for a protein of 370 amino acids. NCBI's taxonomy places the organism in Eukaryota, Fungi, Ascomycota, Eurotiomycetes, Eurotiales, Trichocomaceae.
AUGACAUAUUUCAGAGUUAGGGCUGUUGCGGGGGAGCAAACUCUGCGAAUGAUGAGCACAAUGAAACGAUUUCCUGAAUCUCUCCAGUUGACACAAUCUGUCCCCAUCGUCCUUAAUCUAUUGUUUUGCGAAGAUGCGAAAACUAGGCUCGCUGAAAUGGCGUCCCCAGCAUAUUCCUCAAUGCAGCCUGUGUGGAGAGAUUUUCCUAGGCAAGCAUGGGCGCAAAAAAAAAACGACUCAAUCCACGCAAAUAUUCACAGAAAACGUCGAAUGGAGCAACCGCGCCCAGCAAGAUGGAACUGUCGAGGUGACCGCCGAACGUAUCAUGUGUCUGGCGUGGCCUUGUAUGGGCCCUGGGACCGAUUCCUCAUGGUGCCCCGGCGUCGAGACGAAGUCAUCAUGGGCGACCCGCAUCAGACGCCGGAAAAGUUCGUCGAGGCGUACGUCAGCUCCCUCGAGUAUGAUUGCAUGGAUUUCAAUCCGUGUGGCUAUGCCGUGCAUGAGCGGUGCUGGGUCCUGAUGGCACGCGUAAUUGAUGUGCGCCUGGUCAAAAAGAACCUGGACCUCUUUGUCAAGGCUCUGUGUCAAAGAAAGCAAGAGCGCAUCUAUGAACUCGACAAGAAGAUUUGCGAAGAAGGACAAUGGGACAUCUUGGAGCAUGAAUAUGGCGACAAGUUCGUGAAGAACCCCCGCAAGUACCUGCGUUCCUACGAGAAGAAUAUGGAAUGUUCGGAUACGGUCUUUUCGGAAAGAGAUCCUCUCAAUAUCCCUGAGGUUCGGAAGUUCAUCGACAAGGCUGCUUCAAAGAAAAAGAAAAGAAGGCAGCGGAGGCCAAGGGGAAAAAAAAUCCCUGUACUUAUCCUACAACAUGCUCCAGGUAUUCCCCCAGUGGGAUCUUCUGAUCCCAAAUACGUACUGGCGCGCUCAGUUCCCCAGAGAUAUUAUUUUGAAUAUGAAGAAAUUGCGGACAGGGAUGAUCUGGACUGGCAGCAGCUUUAUUUUGAAGCGCAAGAACUGCUAGAAACAUCCCAUGGUUUACGGAAUAGACGGCGGAUCAUGAAGAUCUUGAAAGGGACUAAUGCUCUCUUUCUGAAAUUCCUAUCUGAUGAUUAA